AUGGACGGCUUUGACGUUUCCAAGGCUCCUCCCGAGUACCGAGCUGUUGAGUCCAUUGCCAACCUCUUCGUCCUUGGCAUGGGUGUCGGCUGGCUGAUCAAUUAUGUGGGGAUGGUCUACAAGUCAUUCAAAGAUAAGACCUAUGGAAUGGCCAUUAUGCCAUUGUGCUGCAAUAUUGCCUGGGAAGUUGUGUAUGGCAUAAUUUAUCCCUCCAAGAGCUGGGUGGAGCAAGGUGUUUCUCUUGCAGGCCUUAGCAUCAAUUUUGGUGUUAUGUACGCUGCUGUUAGAUUUGCACCAAAUGAGUGGACUCAUGCCCCUCUGGUGAUGCACAACCUUCCACUUAUCUUUGCUAUUGGAAUGUUCGGUUUCUUGACUGGUCAUUUGGCCCUGGCAGCGGAAAUCGGUCCCUCUCUUGCUUACUCGUGGGGGCCGUGUAUCGGAGGACUUUGUCAAUUGCUUUGCAGGGGGAGCACACGUGGAGCUUCUUACACCCUAUGGCUGUCUCGUUUUUUUGGAUCGUCAUGCACGGUGGUAUUCGCAUCCCUGAGAUGGAAAUACUGGCCUGAGUCGUUUGCUUGGUUGAACAGUCCCCUUGUUCUGUGGAGCUUGGCUGUCUUUCUUCUCACAGACGCCUCUUAUGGUGUCUGCUACUGGUAUGUGAGACGGUACGAGGAGUCACUCGAGGGAAAGAAUAAGCAAAUAUAA
Messenger RNA from Aspergillus novofumigatus IBT 16806, 705 nucleotides. RefSeq lists its product as uncharacterized. The transcript has 3 exons. Bases 1 to 705 code for a protein of 234 amino acids. Lineage: Eukaryota; Fungi; Ascomycota; Eurotiomycetes; Eurotiales; Aspergillaceae. The record is from RefSeq and is a predicted model, not a curated record. Gene Ontology annotation, molecular function: lyase activity.